This is a messenger RNA of Sorex araneus (European shrew), 784 nucleotides long. RefSeq names its product tRNA methyltransferase activator subunit 11-2 (gene TRMT112). The transcript is spliced from 5 exons. Bases 103 to 627 code for a protein of 174 amino acids. The record is from RefSeq and is a predicted model, not a curated record. Gene Ontology annotation, biological process: rRNA (guanine-N7)-methylation; peptidyl-glutamine methylation; tRNA methylation. Gene Ontology annotation, molecular function: protein heterodimerization activity. NCBI's taxonomy places the organism in Eukaryota, Metazoa, Chordata, Mammalia, Eulipotyphla, Soricidae.
CGCGCUGAUUUGCAUGACGGGGCGAGGCCAUUGGCGCGCAGCGCCUGGAGGGCGGGGCUUCGCGGGGCUUAUUUGUAUACAAGGUGGGGCGCCUCGGCUUCGAUGACUCCGCCUCCCGUCGGGCGCGAGGGACUGCGGAGUUCGGCGUGCGUCCGCCGUCCAAUCGGGUGGAAGGGAGCGGCCGGAAGCGGCGCUUUGGUGCCGCCCCCUUCCGGUUCCGGCCAGUCGGAGCGAGCGCGUCGGAGCGAAAUGAAGCUGCUCACCCACAAUCUGCUGAGCUCGCAUGUGCGGGGGGUGGGGCCCAGAGGCUUCCCUCUGCGCCUCCAGGCCGAAGAGGUGCGCAUCCACCACGUGGAGUUCAACCCGGAAUUCGUGGCGCGCAUGAUCCCCAAGGUGGAGUGGACGGCACUUCAGCAGGCGGCGGACAGCCUGAGUUUGGCCGAGGUGCCCAACGGGCCGGUUGAGGGGUACGAGAACGAUGAGGAGUUUCUGCGGAAGAUGCACCACGUGCUGCUGGAGGUGGAGGUCAUGGAGGGGACCCUGCAGUGCCCAGAAUCAGGACGUCUGUUCCCCAUCAGCCGUGGGAUCCCCAACAUGCUGCUGAACGACGAGGAGACCGACACUUAGCUCGCCAACCCGCCAUCUGUUCCCAGUGUGACUUUGUAUAUCUGUGAAAUCCUGUGUCCGUGACCCCCGCCCCCACUUGGCCCAGUGAUUCAGCCAGCCACACGUUUGAGCUCGAUAUUAUAUAUAUUUUUUUCUCAUUAAAGGUUCAAAACCAAAA